AAAUAAUAUAAAUAAAUAAACAAAUAAAAAAAAGGGAAGAAAAGAGGGAGGAGAUGAGGGGGGAGGUAGUGAUGGUGGUUAACGUGCAAUGAAGGGAAAAAAGUUUAAGGAAGUUAACGAAAGCAGUGCUUGCAAGGCACAGAUGCCAAUAUGAUCCCUUUUUCUUUCAUUCAAUUUCUCCUCUCCCUUGCCUUAUGCCAUAAUUUAUUCGUUGUUUUCUCUCCUCUUCAAAGUCUCUUUUUUUGCUUCUUCCCUCGUCUUGGCUUUUAAAUUCCUCCCCUUCUUUGUUUUCCCUCUCUUACUUACGUUCCUCUAAUCGUCUCCUUUUGUUUCAAUUCCCAGCUAGAAUUUGCUGAAAAUCAUUGUUGUUUUUGGUUGUUCGUUAGAGCAUUUGAGCUUUGGUUUUUAUUCUUCUUUUGGAGGGAAAAUUCUUUCGCGUGAGGGGAAUGAUUUUGUGAAAUAUUUUGGGUUUAUUUUGAAGAAUAUUUUCUUGGUUUUUUCUUUUCAUCAUCAUGCCGUCUGAAACAAUGGACUUUCAGACUUUCUCUGAUGAUAUACUUUUUCCCACUGGGCGGCAGGUUGGGUUUUGGAAGUCUGACCCCAUGCUUGAGCAGCGAGCAGCAUGCAAGAAACCGAUCACUUCAACCAUGGAGAAAAUCAUGCCUGUGGAAAGUCAGGUUACACGAUAUCUAGAGCAUACCGAGUCUUUCACCAAGCAAAAUCGGGAAGCAAAUCUAAGCGUAGAUAGCCGUACGGUGGGAGCAGAAAGAGUAUCGAAUCAAUCACUAAAGUUGUUGAAACCUGUUAGCCAAGGUCUAGGAACAACAUUGAGUUUUGGUGGAGAGAAUGGAUUUCAUUCCGAUGAAGGAAACAAAGUUAAUACUGUGACUUCCCUGUCUGAGAACAGUCUAUUCUCGAGCUCAUUUUCGGAGUUCUUCACUCGGAAAUUGAGAUUAUCUUCAAACAAUGCUCUGUAUGGAAAUUCGAUUGAUACUGUUGCCUCAGACUAUGAGGAAGAGGAACCAUUGGAGUCACUUGAAGAACUUGAGGCUCAAACCAUUGGAAACCUUCUACCUGAUGACGAUGACUUGUUUUCGGGAGUGACUGAAGGACUUGAUUCUAUUGUCCAACCAAAUGGUACAGAGGAUGCAGAAGAGUCAGAUGUUUUUAGCAGUAUUGGAGGGAUGGAUUUAGGAGAUGAUGGUCCCGGUGUUCGAAAAAAUUACGAGUUCCCUGAGAAAAGUCGCCCGGGGUUAUUGAAUGGUUCAGUAGCAGGAGAACAUCCUUCUAGAACACUGUUUGUGAGAAACAUAAACAGUAAUGUUGAAGAUUCUGAAUUAAAGGCUGUUUUCGAGCUAUAUGGUGAAAUUCGCGCUCUUGACUCGGCUUGCAAGCAUCGUGGUUUUGUUAUGAUCUCGUAUUUUGAUAUUAGAGCAGCACAAAAGGCAAUUGAAGCACUCCAAGAUAGACCAUUGAGGUCCAGGAAACUCGACAUUCAUUACUCGAUUCCAAAGGACAAUCCUUUGGAGAACGAAGAAAAUCAAGGCACUCUAGUUGUGUUUAACCUUAAUUCAACUGUUUCAAACGAUGAAAUUCGUUGCAUAUUUGGUGCUUACGGAGAAAUCAAAGAGAUCUAUGAAACACCGAAAAAAAGUCAACACAAAUUCAUUGAGUUUUAUGAUGUCAGAGCUUCCGAGGCUGCUCUUCAUGCAUUGAACAAGACUGAAAUUGCUGGGAAUCUCGUUGAGAUUCAGCUUAGCCAUCCUGAGAGUUUGAGAAGAUGUUCAGUGCAACAGGUUCCUUCAGCAGGAAAGGAUGAAUGCUACCCUUACGAGCAUGCAUAUAGUCCCUCUAAUGAUGCAAAUUUGGCAUUUUCCGUGACUGCAGUUGGGGCAAACUCGUCAAACAACAUGGAUAUUGGAACUAGUUCCGGGUUGAACUCUGCUAUAAAAGCCCCAUUUUUGGAACCAACGGUUCAUCAUGGUAUCUCUUCUGGUGUUUCUAACAGUUUAACCUCCAUGGUUAGAGCGGGAUCAAUUGGCAAUCAAUCUGUCAUUGCUGAGUCGGAUCACUUGCAAAUGAAAUUUGACAUCCAAGGUGCUCCAGCUUUUUAUCCUUAUUCGCUACCGGAGUAUCAAAAUGGUUUAAGUAGAGCUAUUCAUUCAAGUUCGAAACCACUGGAAAUAAUCGAUAAUAAGUCGUUUUCCUUAGUUAGCUCAACGGGGCACUCAUUUGAAUACCGUAAUGCAGGUUUUCCAUCUGCCGGAAAUGGGAGCCACCUUCCUGGACGUCAUUGUUCGUGGAGUAACUCUUAUCACCCUGAGCCUCCAAGCAUGAUGUGGCCUAACUCACCUUCCAUGGUUAAUGGAAUUUAUGCUGCUCGUCCCUCGGCACAGCUUCAUGGACUUCCUACGGCUCACACGCUGAACACUGGUGUACCCGUAAUUAACUACCAUGUUGGAUCGGCACCAACUGUUAAUCCAUCUCUUUGGGACCGACGACAUGCUUAUGGAGGCGAAUCUCCCAAGGCUUCUAGUUUUCAUCUGGGUUCUCUUGGUAGUAUGAGAGGACUGCAAUUGCUUCACUCCAGGUCCCCAUUAUAUAACGGAAGAGGGAACAUCUUUCCGAUUACGAAAUCAGCUGGUUCUCCCCAUGAACAUGCUAGAAGCCGGAGGAAUGAGGGCAGUAUUAAUGGGGCUGACAAGAAGCAGUACGAGCUUGAUAUCGAACGUAUAAUACGAGGGGAAGACAAGCGGACAACACUCAUGUUGAAGAACAUUCCUAACAAGUACACCUCGAAGAUGCUUUUGGCUGCAAUUGAUGAACGCAGUGGAGGAACAUAUGAUUUUGUUUAUUUGCCGAUCGAUUUCAAGAAUAAAUGCAAUGUGGGAUAUGCAUUUAUAAACAUGAUCGAACCGAGCCAAGUCAUUACGUUUUAUCAGGCAUUCAAUGGGAAAAAAUGGGAGAAAUUCAACAGCGAGAAGGUGGCUUCGCUUGCGUAUGCUCGUAUACAAGGGAAAGCAGCCCUUAUUGCACAUUUUCAGAACUCGAGCUUGAUGAACGAAGACAAGAGAUGCCGACCUAUACUCUUUAACACCGACGGCCCUAAUGCCGGUGAUCAGGUGCCGUUUCCGGUAAGGGUUAAUGUUCGAACUAGAUCUGGAAAAGCAGCUCGUUCCUCUAACAAUGAGGAGAAUAAUCAAGAAAGCCCUUCAAAUUCGGAAAACGAAGCGAAUUCAUCUAACUGAGAAACUUUCAAAGUGAGUCAGGCUAACAAAACCGAUUUUCCUUUCGAUUGGCACUAACCUUUUUCGUAAAACCGCAUCCAUCCAAGAUCAGGUGAAACUUAAAGUGAACCUAAAUUUUGGUUGACACAAAAAGAGUAAAUUAUAAAAAACAAAUAGAAUGUAUAUCCUAUCAUUCAUGGCAUUGAAAAAAAGAAAAAACUUUUGUUGCUCUUUCUUAUUAACAUUUUUUUAAAGCUUUUUUAGAUCCCAAUCUGCAAAUUGCUGGGGAAGUCAAGGACUUGAAAAGUUGUUUAAAUUUUACUAAAGAGUGUGUAUUGUGAAUCCAAAUUCUUUUGAGUUUCCAUUUGUGUACCUUUCUGUUUGAUCAAUGAAAAUUUAUCAUUAUUAUUUA
Gossypium raimondii (Peruvian cotton) is the source of this 3639-nucleotide messenger RNA. Its product is annotated as protein MEI2-like 4. Gene Ontology annotation, molecular function: RNA binding. The record is from RefSeq and is a predicted model, not a curated record. The transcript has 16 exons. Bases 513 to 3248 code for a protein of 911 amino acids. NCBI's taxonomy places the organism in Eukaryota, Viridiplantae, Streptophyta, Magnoliopsida, Malvales, Malvaceae.